UCGAUCUGGGCAAGCGACGGCGAGGAUGCGUUCGCGCUGCUGUGUUCAAAAGGCGAUCGUCGGAAGGGUAGCGUGACGCGGCGGAUUUUUGCGAAGAGAGCGAAAAUACGAGAAUUAAGGAUAUUUGAGAAGUAGGAUCGGCGAGAGACGAAGAGAGAGACGAGGAUAAAUCGUCUUUAGAAGGGAAGACGAGGAUUAAAUAGCAAAAUCAAAAAAAGAAAGAAAAAAUUAAAAGGAUACUGAAAAGAUAAAUAGACAAGCAAGGAAUGUCAUAAAGAUAAAGACAAUAGGAUAAUCGUACGAAGAAGGAGACAAAGAAGUAUACCAAUAAGGAUAAUAGCAAGGAGAAACACACACAAGGAUAAAACUGUGAAGUGAAGAAAAAGUGGUUUUUUGUCGUCGUUUGAAUCGGUGACUUUCGUAACCAUGCUCGCCCACGUACACAUCGACGACACGCCCCUCCACGACGCCCACCUCAAGGCCCCGCCCCUUCACGAUGCCCCCAUGAAGCCCACGCCCCUCAAAGCCACGCCUCUUUCCGAUGCCCAGACGUACCCUCGGGGCACCGGCGCGAAAAUCGAGCGGAAAGAAGACCUCGUAGUCCACGGGCACCCAGGUUUGGUCGUGGCGCCAGGAGAAUGGGUACGCGCCCUUGGAAACAUGGAAAUGUUCAUGCAGAUCGGCGGUGAAUACGGGUCUCUGAAUACUGUGCAGGCGCUGUGGCUGUCCUCCACGGAUCCCAUCAGGCCAGAGGACGUUAGGGACGCCGUCAACGCGGUGGCAGAGAAGAACCACGUGCUGCAGCUGUGCGUGGUUUGGCGCGGGGUGCGGCCCUGGUUCCGGCGCAUGGAGCAGCUGGUCGUGGACUUCGCCGUCGAUAACCAGGAUGCCAUGAGCGCCUUCUACAUGCUUCUUCAGAUGAAGUACAACUUCGCACAAGGCCCUUUGUGGCGAGCCAGGCUGGUUCCGUUGCCGCAGAAGUCUGUGGACGGGCGCCAUGAGGCGGUGCUCAUCAUCUGCGCGCACCACUGCAUUACCGACGGCCUCACUAACAUGCUCAUCUGCCGCGACAUCAUGCACGUGCUCAACGCAACCAUGACGGGCGUCAUGUACGACGUCCCGACGCGCACCGUGAUCCCAGCCAUCACCGACGUGCUGUACUCGCGCACCGACUGGUGGUAUUCGGUCAAGUACUUGUGGAAAAAGUUCUACGGCACCUUCAUCCGUGACUACGGCUCCAAACUCUACUUCAGAGGCAUUCUCCCUCAGCCUAGCACCGAUGAGGCCGUCACGAGAAUCCUGCACGAACAGCUCACCACGGACAGCACCAAGAAGCUGGUGCAGCGCUGCAAGGAGGCCGGCGUGACCGUGCACUCCUGCAUCUCCGCCAUUGCGUACGUGGCCAUGUUCCGCGUGGCCCAGCAGCGCGUCAAGGGCAAGCUGGACGAGGCCAUCGUGAACCUGUCCAACUGCGUCAACAUGAGACGCUACUUCAACCCCGCCAACAAAGAGUCUCCGGGCUGCCACAUUGCCCUCGAGGAAAAGGAGAUCCUCGUCCGGAGCAGCGACGGCGCGACGAGGGACAAUUUCUGGGAGUUCGCGAGGCGCGUGCACGAGAACCUGCACAAGAGCCUGAACGUCGAGCACUACCCCAUCAAGAACUGCUCCGUGUACAUCCCCUUAGCCUUCAUCAUGUGCGCAAACCACGAGCUCACGCGCCGCGCCCGCAAGAACCUCACGGACUGCCACGUUAUCACCACCAACAUGGGCAACCUGCAGCACCUCCUGCCGAGCCACUACGGCGAUGGCCCCGUGGAGAUCACCAGCCUCCUGCGUUCGGUAAGCAGCGAGCUGGUCGGCCACCCGUGCACCCUCACGUUCCACACGUUCCGCGGCAGGUUCAUGAUUUCCCUCGAUUACUUCACCAACAAGAUGACGGAAGACGUCGCCAGCCACUUCUUCUCCAACAUGACGGGUUACAUCAACAACCUCGUUACCGUGGGAGCCAUCGAACGACAAGUGGCGUAGUUCCACCCGGUUCUCAGACCCUGCUGAAUCAGGGUCACCCAAAGGGGGAAUACAAAGACUAUUAUGCGCUUGGGUGUUGGGCAUUUCCUAGACAUUCGGACGAUAAAAAAUCACUUAAAAGUUAAAAACUGCCACACGGUUCUAAUGUGAAGCAAACCAUGAAAUUUGUAUAUAGAGUGAUUAUACGUUUUAAUGCAAUAUUUCCAGGUGUGGCAGAAAGCGAAAAUAUAAAAGAACCCUAUGACUUUUUUAUGCACAUGUGCAUGCACGUAAAUGCACAAAUACAAACACACACGUGCAAAUAUAUAUAUAUAUAUAUAUAUACAUAUAUAUAUAUUUAUAUAUAUAUGUGUAUCUAUAUAUACAUAUAUGUAUAUAUAUACAUAUAUAUAUAAACGAA
Penaeus chinensis is the source of this 2428-nucleotide messenger RNA. RefSeq lists its product as uncharacterized. The coding region runs from base 427 to 2028 and encodes 533 amino acids. NCBI's taxonomy places the organism in Eukaryota, Metazoa, Arthropoda, Malacostraca, Decapoda, Penaeidae. The record is from RefSeq and is a predicted model, not a curated record. The transcript has 4 exons.